GAGGCAGCCCUCAGCUCUCAUGUCAACUGACGACACAUAAGCAUGGCCGCCGCCAGUGGAAAGUCAGUGUUGUUCGUGUGCUUGGGGAACAUCUGCAGGUCCCCUAUUGCUGAGGCUGUCUUCAGGAAGAUGGCCACAGACAGCGGUGUGGUGGACAAGUGGAGGAUAGACAGUGCAGCCACCUCUACCUAUGAGAUUGGCAACCCCCCUGACUACCGUGGCCAGGCCUGCAUGAAGAAGCACAGUGUGCCCAUGCGGCAUGUAGCUCGCCAGGUGACAAAGCAGGACUUUGAGUCAUUUGAUUACAUUCUGUGUAUGGACGAAAGCAACCUGAGUGAUCUCAAAAGGAAAGCAAAUUCUAUAAAGAACCUUAAAGCCAAGAUAGAGCUGCUCGGCUCAUAUGAUCCUGAGAAUGAGCUGAUUAUUCAAGACCCAUACUACGGGAGCGAUAAGGACUUCGAGACCGUGUAUGAACAGUGUGUCAGAUGCUGCAGUGUCUUCCUGGAGAAAAACUCCUAACACUAGUAACACUCCUAAUAUACACAGGCACCCACGCAACAGCGGCCAUCACGUGGGGUCCAAGUAUUGCAGUAUGAGCAACACAUCAUCAGUAUACACAUAACACAACUCUGUGUGAGAGAUCCUAUGUCUAAAUUGUGAGAGAAACUAAAGUUCUGUGUCAUUUAAGUACAGUCUAAAAUUCUGCUGUUGACAUGCUGACCUCUUUCACUGAAGGGAAUAUAAAUAAUAAACAUCAAUUAAAAAUGAUAUAAAUUAA
This is a messenger RNA of Pygocentrus nattereri (red-bellied piranha), 778 nucleotides long. RefSeq names its product acid phosphatase 1 (gene acp1). Gene Ontology annotation, biological process: protein dephosphorylation. The transcript is spliced from 6 exons. NCBI's taxonomy places the organism in Eukaryota, Metazoa, Chordata, Actinopteri, Characiformes, Serrasalmidae. The record is from RefSeq and is a predicted model, not a curated record. Gene Ontology annotation, cellular component: cytoplasm. Gene Ontology annotation, molecular function: non-membrane spanning protein tyrosine phosphatase activity; acid phosphatase activity. The coding region runs from base 43 to 519 and encodes 158 amino acids.